Cercospora beticola is the source of this 444-nucleotide messenger RNA. RefSeq lists its product as uncharacterized. The record is from RefSeq and is a predicted model, not a curated record. NCBI's taxonomy places the organism in Eukaryota, Fungi, Ascomycota, Dothideomycetes, Mycosphaerellales, Mycosphaerellaceae.
AUGGACGAUCAAGAAGACUUCACCAUCGACCCGGCCAUCGCCGCGGCAAUGGGUUUUGCUGGUUUCGGAACACAAAAUAAACAAAAGCGGAAAUUUAACUCUGAUGGCGAUGCGGAUGGUUUUGUCGAUCCUGGAGUCCAUGCGAGGAAAACUGGAGCGAAUAAUGUUCCUGUGCGCGCGCGGAGUGAGCAGAAGGUUGCGACGGGGAACGACCAAUCUACGUUUGCGGCAAUGGGGCAGGAGGUGAAGACAGGAAUUGAAAGCGCUGCUGCUUCUUCUUCUUCGAAUGGGUUCGAUGCGGGAGGAUUGUAUGAUCCUAAGACGCAAGAGAGCCCGAGUUUGGAGGCGCUGAGGAGAGGCGUGAAGAAUGUUAGGGGGGAUUUUGUGUAUUUUUCAAAGGGGUUUUUGGAGGAUCCUUGGAGUGGGUUGAGGGAGCUGAAGUGA